GCCGUCCCUCACCGGCCCAUGCAAUAACUCACACCACCAUUUCAGUUCAAAUCCCAUUGAAAAUUAUAUCGUUUUUUGUUUUUUUUCAUCAUUUUCAAAAUGUCUUUGUUUACUUUGUGAAGCUGUUGCUCAUGGUGUUCAGAUGUUUAUGGUUCGGUUAUGGUUUCAUGGUUUCAUGUACGAGGUAGUGGACGUGAUGCCACAGGUUCGUUCAGGACCAGUUUGUCCAUGACGAGGCCAGUCCUCUUCUAUGACCCUGUCUCGGAUGUAAUCCAAUCAGAGCACAGUUCAAGACCCAGGCGGCAGGUCACACACAGAAGUGGAGAACUUUUUGAAACGUCAUCGCGGAAUUACUCCCAGCCUGUCAGAAGGAUCAAGUCAUUAAUGCCAAUUGACCUAAUUAGUUAGUGUUGUUGUUGCGUGUUGUACUGCAAGACUAAUGCUGACCUUGUAAGAACACAGAGGCUUGGUGCAACGCUGCAAAUAUCUGACAUUUAUUCUUCGUUGAUUGUCAGUGGAGGGCCAGUCAAACUCUAAUAUGAGAUGAAAGAAGCAUUUAUGUGUGUGUCUGUGUGUGUGUGUUUGUGUGUGAGAGAGUGUGUUUGUAUGUGUACGUGUGUGUGUGUGUGUUUGUGGGGUUUCCGUCAGAUCAUUGCUGUCAUCAGUACCAGGUUUCACUUUCUAUGUUUUUCAAGAAGGUGAGAUUGGGUUCAGUGUUUAUUAACGAUGACUAAUACAUGUUCUGCUGCUUGUUUGUUUUUCCGAACUUAAUAAAACAAAAUAAAUACAAAUAUUGAACCGCCAAUUUUUGGAAAGAUUUAAACAUUCCAUGUAAUUAUAGUGUUUGUGUAGAUUACAGGGAAACACUUGUCACAUCCCAGACUAUUUUAACUCAAAUAAUGUAGACAAAUAACGGCAUAGACGAAGGGUGGAGGAAGUAUUUAGGUAGGGAGGGGCACCGCCUAUAUCGCAAUGUAAAAUGUUUCUGCGUUUACAAGUUAGACAAGAUAAUAAUGUAAUGUCUUUUUUGUAUUGUAUUUAUUUGCCUUUUUACAGAAACCAAUAUUCCAGUGUCAUACCUACAAAACCGUAGGCCUACGUUUGCAUGUCCACGGUGAUUUGGACAAUUUUCAUUUGAGCAAAGUGGAAGGACCGUAGAGUACAGACCGUGGAUGACUAGAUUAUUAACUGAUUUCCAGGAAGGCUUCCAUUCCCAGUAUCUGUCUCCAGUUCUGCUCUCAGGUCCUAGUGCACCUGAAGGGAGUUGGCCCCGAUCGCUUGCUGCUCUCCUAUAAGCCUUUUACCCGGUCUAAUCAGGUCACAAACAUGCUUAUCCCGAUGGGAACACAAGGUAACGAUCUUAUGUAACACCUCAUCCACACCGCACGGCUCACCCUACUACCAGGGAUCAAGCGGCAGAGACGAAGCCCCAGUGAAGCACAGACAUACGCUCAGCGACGGACCCUGGCUCUGACAACUCUUUUUUUUCGCUUGUGUGUAUCUAUGUAUCACAUGAUACUAGUCUGUAGGACUGCAUCGGUUGCAUUCCUGCUCCAUUAUAUUAGCUUUUUGCGCAAAAGGGUUUGAGACAGAGAGAUAGAUAGUGUGGAUUAAAGCGCAUGAAGCCACCUUAAUCCCUGAACUCGGAGAGAGAGAGAAAGAGAGAGUGAGAGAGAGAGAGAGAGAGAGAGAGAGAGAGAGAGAGAGAGAGAGAGAGAGAGAGAGAGAGAGAGAGAGAGAGAGAGGAGGUAGAGGUGAGUGGUGGGACAAUGAGGUCCAUGACCGCGUGUCUUAUGUUGAUGCUAAUGGGAUGUGCUGGGACCACUGGGAAGUUGUCCUUUACAGUGGGAAGUGACAGCUGGUUUUGCCAGAGCGUCCGUGUGUCCAAUGUUACCGUGUAGCGGUGUGACCGUUCUGUCUGUUGGGAUCCAGCAUCCGGUUCUUCUGAGAGUGGAUUUCCAUUUCCCAUGGAUUUCUUAAGACGUCUGUCGGGACUCAGAGUCUACCUGGAAAAGGAUACGAUGACGUGAACCCGGGGGCUGCGUGCGAGAUGGCAGGAGGCCAGUACCAGGUGGCCCCGCCCGGGCGCGGGCCCAGCCUGUGCAGCCUGACGGACGGCUCCGACGUGGGCCCCGAGGAGGGGGACCCCGACGACGGCACCCACUCCAACCCCCUGAAGAGGCUGACCAGCUCCAUGCGCACGGACGAGAAGGUGAGGAAGGAGCUCAUCAUCGGCCGCCGGGUGGGCUUCUACAAGGUCCGCGGGGAGAUCGGCUGCGGGACCUUCUCGCGGGUCAAGCUGGCCUUCCACGCCCUCACCAAAGACAAGGUGGCCCUGAAGAUCCUGGACAAGACGCGGAUGGACGUCCAGGCCCAGAGGCAGCUGGCCCGGGAGAUCGCCAACACGGAGCGGCUGCAGCACCCCAACGUGGUGCGUCUGUACGAGGUGGUGGAGACCCCCUGCCGCCUCUACCUGGUGCUGGAGUACGCGGGCGGGGGGGACCUCCACACCCGCAUCUGUGACCGAGGCAAGAUGGCCGCCGACUGCUGCAAGGUGGCCUUUGCGCAGAUCCUGUUUGCCAUCAAGUAUUUGCACAACAACAUGAUCAUCCACCGGGACCUGAAGGCGGAGAACGUGCUGUUCACGGCGCGCGGCUGCGUCAAGGUGGCCGACUUCGGCUUCAGCACGCGGGUCCCCGGCCCGGACCGCGCCCUGGACACCUUCUGCGGCUCGCCGCCCUACGCGGCGCCCGAGCUGUUCCGGGACGAGAGCUACCUGGGCCCCCCGGUGGACGUGUGGGCCCUGGGGGUCCUGCUCUUCUUCAUGGCCACCGCCACCAUGCCCUUCCGGGCCGACACCCUGGGCAAGCUGCGGCGCUGCGUGCUGGACGGCACCUACGCCGUGCCGCCCUGGGUGCCGGGCCCCUGCCAGAGGCUCAUCAAGGGCAUGCUGAGGCCCCUGCCCGAGGACCGCCACGCCGUGGACCAGAUGCUGGGCUGCGAUUGGCUGCUGCCCGUGGAGUUCCCCUGGCCCCUGCUGGGCCCGGUGCCCCCCGGAUGGACGGACCGGGAGGAGGAGGAGGAGGUGGAGGAGGAGGUGCGGGCGGGCCUGGAGGAGCUGGGCUUCACCCGGGAGCACGCGGGGUCCCAACAGGGGCCCCCCCAGAACAGCCGGAGCCCGGUGACGGGCGCGUACCGGAUCCUGCUGCACCGCACCCAGAGGAGGCGGGGCUGCGAGACGGUGCCGGUGGUGCGGGGCAUGGUGCAGGACCCCAGGCGGGAGGGCCUGAAGGCCUACAGGGGCCUCAGACACUCCUCCAAGCUCUGCGUGGUCUCCUGAUCCGGCGGGCGGCCGUCGCUCAGGAGGUCGCGCUGGUGACGACUGGUGUGACCGGAAUGUCGCCAGUUUCGAUCCCCGGAGCGUCGAGGUGUCCCUGAGCGAGACGCCUCGCCCGGACUGCCCCUGACGAGCUGGCUGUCGCCCUGCGCGGGUGACUCCGCCGUCAGUGUGGGAUUUGUGAAUGGUUGUAAUUCGCUUUGGAUAAAAGUGUCUACAAAAUUGUAGUGUAAAAAAGUGUAAAUGUUGAUCCACAUCACAGUCCGCAUUGGAUUCCACACUUACACUGUGCUUUAAAGCCGCUGUAAGCAAUGUUGUCGUUCCCAUGCGUCACCGUAAACGCGGGUCUUCCGUGACUCCUGUUUAUUUUUUCCUGGCAGCUUCUUCUGUUCUUCAGUGUAUUUUCUAUCCUCCACUUUGUGUUUUUUUCCGGGAGCGCCUAAUCGGUAGCUUCGCCUGCUCCGCUACUGUCAGUCAUCACUGAAACCCCGGCUGCCUCGACAUGAACGAGCAGAGGACCGCCUCCUGGUGGAGUUCUCUCUCCUGAUUGGAUAAAGUGGGAACGGGAUACCUCAAAGUGUGUUUUGUGUUUACUGCAGAGCUGAUGGACUGGAAGAGCCUUGCUACUGACUGGGAGACACCCUCUAUGUUAGUGAUUGUUGUCUCAGUGUUGAAGACUAAUUUUAAGAAAAUAUCUCUUGAGCAUAAUGAAGAAUGGAAAUGAUUGAAUGUGCAUUUAAUUAGAUAAACUGAUGUGUUUCUGCUAAUUGCUCGUUCCUUAUCCUUCACAAUAUUCAGUAAAAUUCAAGUGCCUCAUGAGACAAACUUAUGUCUGUGGCGUAUCUGUGUUUACCACUUCCAAAAAGGGUAUAGGCUACAUGUUUCAAGACAUGUUUCGAAAACUUUGGGAACUGCACUGAAAUGUAUUUGAAUGAUUUGUUUGUUACUAUGGUUGGUUGGUUGAAAGCUUAACCCGGGCCAUGUAUGAAAAAUAAAGCAUGGUGGUUGUGCAA
This is a messenger RNA of Gadus macrocephalus (Pacific cod), 4350 nucleotides long. RefSeq names its product NIM1 serine/threonine protein kinase (gene nim1kb). The transcript has 4 exons. Gene Ontology annotation, cellular component: cytoplasm. The coding region runs from base 2051 to 3340 and encodes 429 amino acids. Gene Ontology annotation, biological process: protein phosphorylation; intracellular signal transduction; microtubule cytoskeleton organization. Lineage: Eukaryota; Metazoa; Chordata; Actinopteri; Gadiformes; Gadidae. The record is from RefSeq and is a predicted model, not a curated record. Gene Ontology annotation, molecular function: ATP binding; tau-protein kinase activity; protein serine/threonine kinase activity.